This is a messenger RNA of Gracilinanus agilis (Agile Gracile Mouse Opossum), 1020 nucleotides long. Its product is annotated as mas-related G-protein coupled receptor member A2-like. Gene Ontology annotation, cellular component: membrane. Gene Ontology annotation, molecular function: G protein-coupled receptor activity. Lineage: Eukaryota; Metazoa; Chordata; Mammalia; Didelphimorphia; Didelphidae. Gene Ontology annotation, biological process: G protein-coupled receptor signaling pathway. The transcript has a single exon. The record is from RefSeq and is a predicted model, not a curated record. The coding region runs from base 1 to 1020 and encodes 339 amino acids.
AUGGACCUGACCUCCAUGGCCCCAUUUCCCACACAAUUUCUACAGGAAUUGGAUAAUGAUGAAGCAUCUAAUGAAAAGCUACAAGGAGUCAACAUUUGGAAUGAAUUUGAGUGGCGCAAAACUUUUUAUCCAGAAAAUAACCAGGAACAUAUUGUAGUGUCCAUCACUCUGAUCCUUGGGCUAUGUGGACUAGGAGGAAAUAGCAUCAUCUUCUGGCUUGUUGGCUUUUGCCUUAAGAGAAACUCUUUCUCUGUCUAUGUGUUCAGCCUGGCCAUUGCUGACAUCUUUUUCCUUUGCCUCCUGACUUUCUUAUCCACAGUGAAAAUUUUUCAUGCCUAUCUACUUUUCAAAAUAUAUGUAGCUUCAGUAAUAGCUGAAACAAUCAUCUAUAAUGUGGGUCUGGGCCUCCUGGCAGCCAUUAGCAUUGAGUGCUGUCUCUCUGAACUUUUCCCCAUCUGGUAUCAAAGUAAACGUUCGAAACACACAUCCGCCAUUGUGUGCACCCUGCUCUGGGUUCUACCUGUCCUGCUUCUGACAUUAAAUUACGUAAUGUGUAGUGAUUUAGGCCACGUCAUUGGCUGUAAGAGCUCUGAAAUGGCCCAGGCAGUAUGGACUGUGCUCCUGGCUUCAGUGCUGUGUGUAUCCAACCUGACUCUGAUGCUCAGGGUCCAGUACAGCUCUAAGUGUCCUCAGCAUCCCAGGUUCUACCUCCUUGUCCUGCUCAUGGUCCACGUGUUCCUUGGCCUUGGCCUUCCUUUGAUGAUCUCUAUUGUUGGGAAGUUAAAGGAGAGGACUUACCUAUUCAUGGUCCUUCCCUUACUUCUUUGUAUGAAUAGUAGUACCCAUCCCCUCAUUUUCUUCUUGGUGGGGAUCCUGGAUGAGAAGAUCCAAAAGAAGACCCUCGUGUUGGUUCUUCAGAGAGUUCUGGAGGAUAAGGAAAAUCCAGGGGAGGAUGAAGAGACACCCCACGUGGAAACUGUGGAGAUGUCAUCCUGGAAGGGGGCUGCAGGAGAGGCAUGA